Molecule: messenger RNA, 620 nt
Organism: Hibiscus syriacus
Lineage: Eukaryota; Viridiplantae; Streptophyta; Magnoliopsida; Malvales; Malvaceae
Exons: 2
Coding region: 185-499 (104 amino acids)
Source: RefSeq, a predicted model, not a curated record
AAUUUUUCUAAUUUCAAAACCCUGACGUCCGACACAUAGCUCUCUGCAAGCUAACUCUAAUCUUCUCCUUUAAUCGAUGGCACUAAAGGCUCAAAACCCUAGAUACCCGGUUUGGAAAUCAACGGGCUGAAUCGGACCCGAGUCCGAUGAGGACUUGGAGGAGCUGGAAUCGGAAGUGAAGAAAAUGACGGAGAAGAUUCUAGAAUACAGAACUGCUAAACCAGAUCAGCUAAAGCUCGCUCUCGAUUCAAUUCUUUCUAGUCAAAGACCCAAUUUGCCCCACAUUGAUGAUGGGUUGGAGUCUGGACCAUCCGCAGAUUCAAAAGAGAUGGAAUUAGAUGAAGAACCAAGGACGGACGAGAAGAUACGGUUAGUCAAAGGCAAAAUUCCGAGCAACAUUUCAGCAAUGCCGGUUGUUUUGGUAAGGAUCAAAGAGUGUAUUUCCAGGAUUGAGAAAGCUAGACUCUUGCAAUGGAAUAAUCAUGCAUCCUGGCUUUAAACAGAGAACAUUGGUUGAAUCAAUGGAGGUGUAUAUGUAGAUUGCGCCCCUUCCCCCAUUGCAGGUAUGGUUAUGGUGUAAUUACUUGAAGAUGUUGGUUUUUAAUGUGAUAAUAUUACAU